AUGUCUGCUUCCCCCGAGUAUGAGGCAGGACCCAGCGUCAGCGCUGUUCCCAACGGCAUCAAGCGCAAUUCGAUCCAAGGCGGAGGGACCCAGAUCCCCACAUCGUUGCGAAAGAAGAGACGCCUGACUCUGCAUGAGACGUUCGAGGGCCCAGAUGCGCGCGAGACGCAGAAGCUGGGGCAGAGUCUGAGGGAUCUGCAGAGCAAGGUAGAGGACGAUAGAGCGAACGUCGCGAACCUCAAGAUUGACGAUUUUAUGGCUGCCUUGACUGAGCAGGAUAAAGUCUUCCAGGAUGUCAAAGACACCGCCACGGGCGCGCUCGACGCUCGCGUCUUCUCCUCCAGACUCGAACUCGUCAAUCAGUGGUCUCGGAACCAUCAUCAAAGCAGUAACUCGUUCGACACUGACGAGUUCUUCCUUCGUAUCAAGGCCCUUCUCAAUUCGAACACCCGAUUCAACGCCGACGAGGAGGAAGACGAGGAUGAGCUGGACGAGGACGAAGCGGGCGCUAGUCAGGCGGCUCAGAAGAAGAAGAACCGGGCCGGGAGGAAGGCGGAACCGAUGGGCGAUUGGGAGAGGGUGGGGUGGAUGGCGGCCAAGCUGUAUAGGCGGGUACCGGGGAUUGACUUUAUGUACGGCCCGCUCGCGCUCGAGCACAAGAAACGUGUUCUCGGCCAGCGAAAAGCAAAGGCGGAACUCGCACCCGCCGUGGUACCGACCACCAUCACCGGAGGAGGGAAGGGCGCGGGGGACAAGGAGAAGAAGGAGGAGGAUACUCCUUAUUUCGUCAUCAAGGUGUACAAGGCACUCGAAAAGGUCGACCCCCACCGCUCUGGCAUCAAUUUCUUCAAAUUUGCCAUCAACCCAAACUCAUUCAGUCAAUCCGUCGAAAACAUCUUUUACAUUUCAUUCCUGGUCAGAGAUGGGAAUGCGGGUUUGGAGGUGACGAAGGAGGGGGAAAUUAUUAUUCGGGCGAGAAAGGGGGAGGUGCCUGGUGGUAAUGGGGUUGAUGAUGAAGGAGGAGAGGGUGGACCGAGAGAAGGGGAUGCGGGGGCGGAUGGGAGUUUGCAUCAGGGGGUCAUGGAGUUUGAUAUGGAGACUUGGGAGCUGGCGAAGGCCACAUUUAACAUCACCGAAUGUAUCAUCCCUAAUAGGGCACCCAAGGAUCUCGGUAUACCACAAGGCGACCAGUGGUACUGA
Molecule: messenger RNA, 1200 nt
Organism: Dioszegia hungarica
Lineage: Eukaryota; Fungi; Basidiomycota; Tremellomycetes; Tremellales; Bulleribasidiaceae
Product: Nse4 C-terminal-domain-containing protein
Exons: 7
Coding region: 1-1200 (399 amino acids)
Biological process (GO): DNA repair
Cellular component (GO): Smc5-Smc6 complex; nucleus
Source: RefSeq, a predicted model, not a curated record